AUGAUUGAAAUCCCCUAUACAAAUUCAUGUCGAAAAUUUGAGAAACGAUUGAAUAAUCAACGAUUCUCUAUGACUAGUAGCAUUAGUAGUAAUAGUUUACAUCGAUUCGAUCAUCAUCAACCACAGUACAUCACCAAUCAUUCACAAAAGCAUUCAUCACUGUAUCCUUUUUCACAAUCAGCACAUCCCCAGUAUCAUUCCAAUCGACGUAACAUGCGCUUGUCAAUGCUACCAACCUCAUCAUCAUUGUUCAAUUCAGAUAAUUAUUAUUUUAAUUCCAAACAGAAUCGUCAUCGACGUUUAGCGGUAGAACAAGAAGAAGAAGGAGAAGAAGAAGAACACCACCACCGACAAAAACUGAACGACAUCAACGAUGACGACGGCGGUGAUGAUGAUGAAGAUGACGACGAUGAGGAUGAGGAUGACGAUGAUGAAUAUUAUCUAAUUGAUAAUAUUCCAUUGAUUGGUAGUACUUCAUUGCACAGUGAUGAUUCAACUUUACUUCUAUCACAUCCAUCUUGUUAUUAUGAAGAAUCACUGAUCAAAAAUAGUACUGCUAAUAAUAAUAAUAGUAAUAAUGUUUUGUGUGCUGAGAAUAAUUCAUAUUUUCAAAAGUUUCCGCCAUCCACAUCAUCAUCAUCAUCACUACAGUCUAAUAAACGAAUGCCUUUGUCGGAAAUUCAAUCUAUUCAAAAAUGA
This is a messenger RNA of Schistosoma turkestanicum, 699 nucleotides long. The record is from the annotation of a GenBank genome assembly. NCBI's taxonomy places the organism in Eukaryota, Metazoa, Platyhelminthes, Trematoda, Strigeidida, Schistosomatidae.